Messenger RNA from Penicillium oxalicum, 2445 nucleotides. RefSeq lists its product as uncharacterized. The transcript has 2 exons. The record is from RefSeq and is a predicted model, not a curated record. Bases 1 to 2445 code for a protein of 814 amino acids. NCBI's taxonomy places the organism in Eukaryota, Fungi, Ascomycota, Eurotiomycetes, Eurotiales, Aspergillaceae.
AUGGAUCCCACAAGCACACCAGUUCAUGAUCUGGGGCUUACACUUUCCCCUGGAUCUCAGCCCUCCCAGCUGGAUCCUUCUUACCCCCCAAAGGAAGAUGACCUCGACUCCCUGUUUGACGCCGAGGAUGAUUUCAAUCCCUUCAAUGAUUGUGAAAAGCUUGUCCUUGAGUCUUGCUCCAAUCGGUCUACCAACGUACACCUGGGUGAUCUGACGAAGAAACGUACUAAUGAAGAAGCAUUUGGGAUUGAGCAUGAUACCUCAUCUCAUAAGCGAUGCAACCUCGGUGUGCAGACUGUCUCGACGUCCGAGGACAACACCGCCAACCCAUCUCCCAUUCAACCUUUCAUUCAGACUGAACCUCAAGGAAACGGUCACCUUCAACCAGCUCCAUCUCACCCUUCAGAGGAAGAUGAUCUCGCCUCCUUGUUUGACGCAAAUGAUGAUUUCGAUCCAUUCAACGAUUCUGCAAAGCUUGUCAUUGAGCCCCCGGCCAACCAGCCUCUUCAAACAGAUCUGAGCCACGCCAAUAAGAAGCGUACUAAUGGAGAAGCAUUCGGGAUUGAGCAUGAUGUCUCAUCUCAUAAGCAGCGUAACCUUGACCGGCAAGAUGUCCCAACACCCAAGGACAACACCAUCAAAUCAUCUUCAACUCAACCCUCUGUUCAAACUCAACCCCUAGAGAACACCCCGAUUGAGACCGCUACUUCUCUCUCUACACAGCAAAAUAGUUUUAGCUCACUGUUUCAACUGGGCGAUGACUUCGAUCCAUUCACCGAUUUUGGAAAGCUUUUCAGUCAGCUUCCCUCCGACCAGCACACGUCCGACCAGCCCGUUCCCAGCCAACCUACCCUGAACCAGCCAGCCAGCAGUCAGCCUGCCUCCGGUCAGCCCAUCCGGACAGACCUGACUUCCGGCACCAAAAAAGGCCAAGUUGGUGUCUCUCACAGCUCCAGCAUCCACAGCAGAUUUGGCCUUGGCGAGGGAAGCUUGGAUCGGUUGUCAGCCUUUGAGGCUUUGUGUCAUGGCCAGUCAAGCACGGGGCAUAUCUCUCCUUACGCUCCAAUCGAGAACCUGUCUUCAGCGCCACACCCCAGCUCGGCGGCUGGUUCUCAAAAGAACUCGAUUGAAGAGCUGCGACAACGCCUCCAGAGCUCCCGACGGCGCCUUGACACUGUCACCCUCGAGCGCAACCAGUACCGCGAUGCGCUAGGCAAAUACGAGCAGGUGAACCCUCAAACAGGCCUGUGCAAAGUCCAGGAGCUCGAGGCAGAACUGCAGAGAAUGCGUCGAACAGCCGCGAAUCACCGAUCUCGAAUGGACAAGGUGAAGGCGGAAGCAGAGAAAUGGAGACAGCAAUACAUCGAUCUGGCCCACACUCACAACUCUCUCGUUGCGGACUACCAGGGCCUCCAGUCAAUGAUCGCUCGACCUGGUUCUACAGUGAGUGCCACGCAGGCGCCCAUGGCCCCCAACCGAAAUAGACCUCAAGGGCCAGUCCCCAGCGCCACGGGCACGAGCCAGUCUCCAUUCUCUCCACUUUCGAUCACUUCGCCUUCACCUCACCCUCAGCACGGAAUCGAAUCGGAUUUCUUUUCGUGCCUCUCUCCAUUCGAAGACCGUGAGGCGAGUCGUCGACCAUCUCUUGCCGGGCAUCCCUCACCUGACCUCCUGACACCUCCAUACGCUCUCUCCACCCACCGAGGUCAGGGCCCUUCUACUUCCCUUGAGCAGACGCCCUCCCUGCUCUUGAAUACGACUUGCACCGCGCCGGCCAUGACGCCGGCCUUCCCUCCUAUUGCUGCCCGCCACGCAGCCCCCGCUUCCACGACUGCCGCCGCUGUUGAAACAGUCGUCGGCCCCAACCAGCGGAGACCCGUCGCCGCUCCAACUGUGCCUCCCAAGGACAUCCCGGUCAUCGACCUGACCGAGGACCAAGACACAGAUGUGAGCCCCCAAGGAUCCACCUCUCUCCCCCCGGCACCGCUAACCCAGGACCCUAGCCCCCUCACCGUGUUCUACCGGAGCGUGCGCGCCAAGCGGUUUGACUGGCUCCAUCAGAGCAACCGCCGCGUGGAUGACAGCGCUGUUGCAGGCCAAUUGUGCACCUCGCUGAACUCCCGAUGGCGCCGCGACGAGCUCGGUGAAAGACACGCGCGGACGAACGUGAGCGAGUGCUACCGGCUCGUUCAGGCUCAGAAGCACACGCGCUGGGCCUUGGGUGGACCGCUGGCACCUCCUCCCGGUGACUAUGCUCCUGUGAUCCAACGUCACACUUCAGCAGGGGCAAGCACCGCCAACACCUCCACGGCCGCACCUCAGGCCGUCACUGAAUCCGACACCGUCGCCAACGGUGAGAAUCCUCCGGAGUCAUACAGCAUCACUGACGACGAAUUCGCCGCGAUGCUGGAGGAUGCUCUCGCUCGCGGUAAGACGCCGGAGUAG